Molecule: messenger RNA, 1818 nt
Organism: Colletotrichum spaethianum
Lineage: Eukaryota; Fungi; Ascomycota; Sordariomycetes; Glomerellales; Glomerellaceae
Product: alpha-glucosidase
Exons: 1
Coding region: 1-1818 (605 amino acids)
Biological process (GO): oligosaccharide catabolic process
Molecular function (GO): alpha-amylase activity
Source: RefSeq, a predicted model, not a curated record
AUGGGAUCUCUGGUCUGGGACGACGAGAACCGCUGGGUGGGCAAGCAGCCCUGGUGGAAGGACGCAACCUUUUACCAAGUCUACCCCGCCAGCUUCAAGGACUCGGACGGCGACGGCUGGGGCGAUCUGCCCGGGCUCAUCGCCGAGGUCGACUACCUCCAUGAACUCGGCGUCGACGUCGUCUGGGUCUCCCCCAUCUUCGACAGCCCCCAGGCCGACAUGGGCUACGACGUCUCCGACUACCAGAAGAUCUACGCCCCGUACGGCACGGUCGAGGACGUCGACACCCUACUCGACGAGUGCCACCGCCGCGGCAUGAAAGUCAUCCUCGACCUCGUCGUCAACCACACCUCUGUUGAACACGACUGGUUCAAGCAGUCCCGCUCGUCCAAGGACAAUCCCAAACGCGACUGGUACAUCUGGAAGCCCGCGCGCUACGACGAGAACGGCACACGCCACCCGCCGACAAACUGGCGCGGAUACUUCGCGGGCCCGACGUGGACGUGGGACGAGCGCUCGCAAGAAUACUACCUGCACCUCUACGCCCCCGACCAGCCUGAUCUGAAUUGGGAAAACGAUGCUUGCCGUGAGGCUAUUUACGAGGACACGAUGCGUUUCUGGCUGGAGCGUGGCGUUGACGGCUUCCGUAUCGACACCGUCAACAAAUACUCCAAGCGAACCGACUACGUCGACGCACCCAUCACCGACCCCACGUCCCCGCACCAGCCCGCGCCCGAGAUGUGGUGCAACGGCCCGCGCAUCCACGACUUCAUCCGCGAAAUGAACCGCAAGGCCCUGGCGCCGUACAACGCCGUCUCCGUCGGCGAGCUGUCCCUGACGCCGCACCCGUCGCAGGUGAUACCCUACGUCUCGGCCGCCGCCAAGGAGCUGGACAUGGUGUUUGAGUUCUCCGUCAUCCGCCUCGGCAACGGCAACGGAUUCGGCGCAAAGUACAUCUACCAGCCCUUCCCGCUGUCGACGCUGAAGAAGUACACCGAGACGUGGCAGUCCUUCAUCGAGGGCACCGACGCGUGGGCCACAGCCUUUUGCGAGAACCACGACAACGGCCGUGCCGUGUCGCGUUUCGGGGACGAUUCCACGCCGGAGCUGUGGCGGGCGUCGGCCAAAACUAUUGCGCUGUGGCAGGCGACGAUGUCUGGCACGCUGUUCCUGUACCAGGGGCAGGAAAUUGGCAUGACGAAUAUGCCGGCGAGCUGGGGCAUCGAGGAGUACAAGGACAUUGAGAGCGGGAACUUUUACUCGGAGGCCGUCGAGUCUGGCGACCAAGAGCGGAUUGAAAAGACGAUGCAUGGGUUGCGGAUCCUGGCGAGGGACCACUCGAGGAUACCGUUCCAGUGGGACGAAAGCCCGAAUGCAGGGUUCACAAGAGAGGGCGCGAAGCCAUGGAUGCGGGUGCAUGAUGAUUACAAGGCCAUCAACGCCGCCAAACAACGGGGCGACCCGUACUCGAUCCUGGAGUUUUACAAGAAGGUGCUGAGACUGAGGAAACGAUACCGCGAUGUCUUUGUCCACGGCGCGCAUCGGCUGAUUGACCCAGAGAAUGAGCGGACGUGGACCAUCCUGAAAGAGAGCCUGGCACCCGUGAGCGGGAAUGAGGGGGUUAGGAGGCGAGCGCUAGUUGUGAUGAACUUUUCUCAAGGCGAGGAGAAGGCGAGUAAUGUGCCGGCGUUGCUUGGGUGCGAGGCGGGCGAGGUGAGGUUACUGGUAGGCACGCAAGAUGGCGGAGAGCUGAUUAAGGGAGUUGCCCCUUCGCUCAGAGGCUGGGAGGCGAGAGUGUACACCAACUUUGAGGUUUAG